Apodemus sylvaticus (European woodmouse) is the source of this 457-nucleotide messenger RNA. It is a transcript of the gene Scgb1a1, whose product is annotated as secretoglobin family 1A member 1. NCBI's taxonomy places the organism in Eukaryota, Metazoa, Chordata, Mammalia, Rodentia, Muridae. Gene Ontology annotation, cellular component: cytoplasm. The transcript has 3 exons. The record is from RefSeq and is a predicted model, not a curated record. Bases 50 to 340 code for a protein of 96 amino acids. Gene Ontology annotation, biological process: signal transduction.
UACAACAUCAUCCCACAUCUACAGACUGACAGCGCCUCUGGCCUCUACCAUGAAGGUCGCCAUCACAAUCGCUGUGGUCAUGCUGUCCAUCUGCUGCAGCUCAGCUUCUUCGGACAUCUGCCCAGGAUUUCUUCAAGUCCUUGAGGCCCUCUUUAUGGGAUCAGAGUCCAAUUAUGAGGCAUCCCUGAAGCCUUUCAACCCUAGCUCCGACCUGCAAAAUUCAGGAAUCCAGUUGAAGAAGCUGGUGGAUACCCUCCCGCAAGAGACCAGAACGAACAUCAAGAAGCUCACGGAGAAAAUCCUAACAAGUCCUCUGUGUAAGCAAGAUUUAAGAGUCUGAAGCUCACUGGAUUUCCGAGAUAUUCUACUGCUAAAGGCCCCUGUCAUUGCCCUGUGCCCCCUCAACCUCCCCACACCAACCCUGCCUUCCUCUUUGCAAUAAACUGCGAGCAUCUCA